AUCAAAACCGUGCCACUUGCCGGAGCGGGCCAUUCCAAUGACCGCACUUGAUUGAUGAGAUAAAAUUCACAAAACCUAACAUGUCGGUAAAACUUUACUCAAGCCGCAAUAUUCUACCACAAUACUUAAUAAAAGUAAGCACAAAAGGGAAGUUUAUUCAAUUAUCCAUUCCCCUUUUUAAAGGAUAUCAUACAUGGAAUUCUACGUACAACCAACUUUCACAGCACAUUUAAUUUUAUGUAUCAACUAGUCCUGAGUUCGUGACCCUUUUUCAAAUUCUCUUAAUUAGCACUAAAAUUCUCACCCAUCUCUUGUCCCCUUUGCCUUUUUUUUUUAGCCUUCGGCAAUCAUCAAAUGCUGUAUAUAUUCAGGCCAUUUUGGUGACCUUCACAUUAUACCUCUCCCUCAAAAUGCCAAGUUUCCAUCUUUUUCUUUUUCCCCUGCUCAUGUUGUUACAUGCUGCCUUCACUGCACAUUCUCAUUCCCCGCUCCAGAUAUCAGAAACAAAACAAUGGGGGUCAACAAGAAGGAGGCAGCAGCAGGAGAACGGACAAUGCAAAAGUGGGAACCCCAUUGAUGACUGUUGGAGGUGUGACACAGAAUGGGAAGCCAACAGGAAGAGGUUGGCUGAUUGUGCAGUUGGGUUUGGAAGAAAUGCCCUUGGCGGUCGAGAUGGUGAGCUCUAUGUGGUCACUGAUCCUAACAAUGAUGACCCUAAAAACCCGAAUCCAGGGACACUCCGGCAUGCUGUCAUCCAGGAAAAGCCUUUGUGGAUCAUCUUUGAUCAUGACAUGAUCAUCAACCUAGAAGAACAGCUGGUGGUGAACUCAUACAAGACUAUAGAUGGGAGAGGGUCCCGUGUCCAGAUAGCAAAUGGAGCAUGCAUAACCUUAUAUAACGUGAGUAAUAUCAUCAUACAUAACAUCUACAUACAUGACUGUUUGCCAGCGGGAAGUACCUUUGUGUGGGCCUUCCCGCUGCCCUAUAUAACAGGGGAUAACUCGGAUGGAGAUGGAAUCACUAUAUAUGGAUCUAAGGAUGUGUGGAUCGAUCACUGCACAUUAGAGAGGUGCUCUGACGGGCUGAUUGAUAUCACUCAUGGUUCAACAUCAAUAACAAUCUCUAACAACCACAUGCUGCAUCACAAUGAAGCCAUGCUUAUGGGUCAUAGCGAUGAAUAUGUAGCUGACAAAAACAUGCAAGUGACUAUCACCUUCAAUUACUUCGGAGAAGGUCUGGUUCAAAGAAUGCCCAGAUGCAGGCAUGGAUACUUUCACAUAGUUAAUAAUGUAUACUAUGGAUGGGAGAUGUAUGCAAUUGGGGGAAGUGCCAAUCCGACAAUCAACAGUCAAGGAAAUGUCUUUGUAGCAUCAAAUAACAAUUCCACAAAAGAGGUGACAAAACGGGAAGAUUCAGAUGUUGCUGAGUGGGAGAACUGGAAUUGGAGAUCAGAUGGAGAUCUGAUGCUCAAUGGUGCUUUCUUUACACCUUCAGGGCAAGCAGCUCCAGAAAGCUAUGUAAGAGCAUCAAGUAUGGUGGCAAAACCAGCUUCAAUUCUAAGGACCACCUCUCCAUCUGCUGGAGCUCUAAUUUGCCAGAGAGGCCAACAAUGCUGACAGCCAGCCAACCAAUAUUUCUAUUUUUGCAUAAGUAAAAAUCCACUUACACA
Messenger RNA from Rubroshorea leprosula, 1669 nucleotides. The record is from the annotation of a GenBank genome assembly. NCBI's taxonomy places the organism in Eukaryota, Viridiplantae, Streptophyta, Magnoliopsida, Malvales, Dipterocarpaceae.